UCUAGCUGUGCUGUCAUUGAUUCAGUAGUAACAGAGCAGACUGCUAUCAAGAGUGGCUGCAGCGAGGGAGAGAGAGAGAGAGACAGAGCGAGAGAACGAGAGAGAGAGCGAGAGACAACAAGGAGACCGGAAGACACAAGUAAGAGCGUGACAGAGAGAGACAGAAAGAGUGAGAGUGAAGGGAGAGAAGCGAGGGAUUAAAGAGCAUUAGAGCAGUCACCUCCUGGCUAUUUGCCUGCUGACGCAAGCAGCCUCCUUUGUUUUUGCCAUCCCUGAUAUGACCCUGUUCAAGAGUGAACAUCGCAGCCCACGAUACAUGAGCAUGACCGGAGAGCUGAAAUCGAGCCGUUCCAAGACGGGAGGAGCCAAGAGGCCCAACAGCGCCAUGUACGGAUCAGAGUAUGACCUGGACUAUGACUGCUACCAGGAGGACUUCUAUGACAGGGUGUAUGACUACCAGCGUGUGCCCUCGGCGAUGCCCGCCGUGCCCCACGGCUCCAGCCUGCCCAAGCGCUCGCGCUCCUCCUCCAGCUCGACCAGCCUGAGACGCAGCAGGGACCGGCCCUCCUCCAAGAGCUCCAGACCCCACUCCUCCAGCAGGGCCAAACUGAAGAUGGAGGAGCUGCAGACCAUCAAGCGAGAGCUGACCCUGAUUAAGGUUCAGAUCGACGGGCUACUGGAUAACCUGGACAGGAUGGACAGGCAGAGGCAGGAUCACACAGGAUCCCCAAUGUCCAGGGAGGGCAGUCUCGGAGGCUCCCCCUACCACGCAUCAGCCAGCAGCCCUGAGGCGUCUCCACGGAGCCCCAGCCCCCGCCGCCGCUGUGCCCGGCGAGACAGCCCUGAGCUGGGGGAGGCCAGCGAUGACGAGCCCCACACGAUGCAUCAUCACAGCUCAGACCUGGAAGAUGAAAUGUGAGAAGGCUGUCACAGCUCCGAGACGAAGCUGGACGUCGGUGAUGUGAAACAAAGAGAAGGAGCGCCAAACAUGGAGGAAGAGCACACUACACCCCUGUCUUUUUUUCAUGUAGUUACCAUGCCAACACCAGCCGCAGAACACUACUAUCCCCCAUCAGCCCACCACCACCCCUCUGCAGUGUGUGUGUUCGUGUGUGUGUGUGUGUGUGUGUGUGUGUGUGUGUGUGUGUGUGUGUGUUUGUUUGUGUUUGUUUGUGUAUGUGUGUGUGUGUGUGUGUGUGUGUGUGUGUGUGUGUGUGUGUGUGUGUGUGUGUGUGUGUGUGUGUGAGUGUGUUUCAUGGGUGUGCCUGCAGCUACGUGCUAAAUCAGUGCUGUAGGGUCUCCAAAAGGCUCAUCAUCUGAUCAGCAGACACAGCCCUCUGCCCCUGAUAUUAGUUCCUACCCUGAACUUACUUUACUGUUUUUAUUCAGCAAAUGAAAUGAGCUCCAUCUGUGACAAACACACUUCACUGGCGUGGUAAUUACAGCCAUCUAUUGGAAAAAAAGAGCACCAUACUUCCCAUAGUUAAUCUCUCCUGUGAAUUGCUCACCAACACACACACACACACACAGACACACACACACACACACACGCACACACGCACACACGCACACACGCACACACGCACACACACACACACACACACACACACACACACUGAUAGAUGCUUACACGCAUUUGCUUAAAGCUGAUUUCCCCUGCAAUUAUGAUCUAAAAUGAUAAACAGGAGAUAACUGUAAUCAGGUGCAAAAUACUUUCAAAUAUAUUUUUUUCAAAAGACUAAUAAUCUAAAUGCCUAGAUUUAAUGGCUUCCUGGUGGUGACAUAUUUGCCUUGAAAAGGGUUCGCUAAUGACAUCCUGUCUGAUGUGGUUGGAGGUGUUGCCUGCAUCACCGCUUCACUAUACCACUAUACCAUGUGCUAGAGUCUUGGUCUGACACAUGGUCAAAAAAGGCCCAUGUCAUCAGAACCACAAUACAUAGAUCCUGUAAAUACGUUUUGUCCCCUAGCUAACAACAGGUUUGGAAUACAAAUAAGGAAAUAAGUGAACCCCCUACUUCUGAAGAAAAUGUCAUAUUUGUGAAUAAACAGAGGGACAUUCACAUACUGAAAUGGGCUUCUUCAUUUUAUUUUAAACUUUGCAGGCAUCAGAAAAAGACAGAAAACAGAGAUCAUUCAAGCGUCCCUUAAUUAGGGAGUUUCUCCACCUAACAGAGCAUCGUCUUGAUUUGUCCCGCUGGAUAGCAUGUGACAGUAAUGUCACUAAUAUGAGAAUUUAGUGCAGCAUAUCCACUCUAGAUCAUCAAGGGUCUCUGCUAAUAUUUAUUAUCCUCCAUUCCAGAAUACCUCUGGAUUUCAAAAGGUGUUUGUUGUGUACUGCCUGCAAAAAUACUUACCGGGUGCAUAAUAUGUAGAGGACAACUUUGGCCUUUGAAAUUCUCUCCUUCAGACUUGUGAGUGUGAAUGACUAGCUGGUCACUGCAUUGCUUGCUCUGAUGUGUUGUGUGAGCUACGAAAGACAGCUCUGUUCACACAAGCAUACAGCCAAAAGCCAGAGGCUCUUGACCCUGGAGCAAGAUCCCAUUUGUAAGAUGCUAGAUGCAAUAACUGCAAUUCUUGCAACAGCUAAAGUGCCAUGCAAGGAGAAGACAAGACUACAGUAUCUCGCUUUAAAAGUCCACUGCCAUCAAAAGCUAAAUUUUUUUUUUACUGUAGGCCUAUCAGUUAUCCUGUUGAUCUAACACCAUGUCAAUUAUUUUUAAAAUAUAAGAGAGAUAUUACAUAUUUCUCCCGAAGUCCAAAACACAUCUCCAAACAACCCCAAGUAAUAUAGAUGAUCAAAGACUACUCCGUUUUUAAUGUCAAAAGCAUGGAUAUGCCAAGCCAUUAUGCUUUGCUGCAAGGAAAGGAUUUCUAUUUUGAGUGUGGUUUUAUCCUCCAGAGCAUGUUUGUUUAUCUUUUUAUUUGUUUCUAUGGUUGCAAACUGCUGUCAUUCUGCAGCCAGUCAUGCUACAUAUCUGGCUGUCUGAUGGUAAUGCUGUGACCCCCAUCUCUUCUUCUGUGGUAUAGGCGCAUUUGAGGUGUGGUCUGGGUCAGUGUGUAAUAUUGUGUAAUAUUGUAAAACUUUCUUUUUUGUGGUCUACUCAGUCUAAUUUUAUUCUUUUUUUUUGUUUGAUGUCUCAGUUUUGAUUAUCAGGAGAGACAAAUGAAGGCGGAAAAAAAAACAUUAAAGACAGUUUUGUUACAAUCAAGUACUGUUUAGUAGUUUUUAUGUUGUUUUUAUGUUUGCCCUCAUAACAAGCAAAACUCAUACAUUGUCACAGUAGUAAAAGUAUUUUCAUAUUGAUUAUCCAAA
Sardina pilchardus (European sardine) is the source of this 3313-nucleotide messenger RNA. Its product is annotated as RNA-binding Raly-like protein. Gene Ontology annotation, cellular component: nucleus. The record is from RefSeq and is a predicted model, not a curated record. NCBI's taxonomy places the organism in Eukaryota, Metazoa, Chordata, Actinopteri, Clupeiformes, Clupeidae. The transcript has 8 exons. The coding region runs from base 278 to 919 and encodes 213 amino acids. Gene Ontology annotation, molecular function: RNA binding.